AUGGCCAGACUCACCGAGGGCGAGGCGAGGAGGCAGCCGCCGCCGCCGCUCCCUCUCCCGCCAGCGCCGCAGCCGCCGCGCCGAGCCUCCCCCAUGAGCAGCAGCGGCGGCGCGGAGCCCCCCGCGCAGCCCGACAGCAUGAAGGACCUGGAUGCCAUCAAGCUCUUCGUGGGGCAGAUCCCGCGCAAUCUGGAGGAGAAGGACCUCAAGCCGCUCUUCGAGCAGUUCGGCAAGAUCUACGAGCUCACCGUGCUCAAGGACCGCUACACCGGCAUGCACAAAGGUUGUGCAUUCCUCACAUACUGUGCCAGAGACUCUGCCAUCAAAGCCCAGACAGCACUGCAUGAACAGAAGACUUUGCCAGGGAUGGCGCGCCCGAUUCAAGUGAAACCUGCAGACAGCGAGAGCCGUGGAGGUAGGGACAGGAAGCUCUUUGUGGGCAUGUUAAAUAAGCAGCAGUCUGAGGAUGACGUGCUCCGGCUCUUUGAACCCUUCGGGGUGAUUGAUGAAUGUACAGUGCUCCGUGGACCUGAUGGGAACAGCAAAGGCUGUGCUUUUGUAAAGUUCUCCUCUCACACAGAGGCUCAGGCAGCAAUCCACGCACUCCAUGGCAGCCAGACAAUGCCCGGCGCCUCCUCCAGUCUAGUGGUGAAGUUUGCUGACACAGAUAAGGAGAGGACCCUCCGUCGUAUGCAGCAAAUGGUGGGGCAGCUGGGGAUUUUCACUCCAUCUCUCACCUUGCCGUUCAGCCCAUACAGCGCCUAUGCGCAGGCUCUGAUGCAGCAGCAGACGACGGUUCUGUCCGCCUCGCACGGCAGUUACCUGAGCCCGGGCGUCGCCUUUUCCCCGUGCCACAUCCAGCAGAUCGGCGCCGUCAGUCUCAACGGGCUGCCAGCCGCUCCCAUUGCACCAGCAUCAGGGCUACACUCACCACCUCUCCUGGGGACAGCAGCCAUGCCAGGACUGGUGGCACCCAUUUCAAAUGGAUUCACUGGAGUGGUACCAUUCCCAAAUGGGCAUCCAACCUUGGAAACAGUUUACACCAAUGGCCUUGUGCCAUACUCAGCCCAGAGCCCUUCAGUAGCAGAGACUUUGCACCCAGCCUUCACAGGAGUUCAGCAGUACGCAGCUGUGUACCCAACCACCACCAUCACCCCCAUUGCUCAGAGCAUCCCCCAGCCACCUCCUGUCCUGCAGCAGCAGCAGCGAGAAGGUCCUGAAGGCUGCAAUCUCUUCAUCUACCAUCUCCCUCAGGAGUUUGGAGACAAUGAGUUGAUGCAGAUGUUUCUGCCCUUUGGCAACAUCAUUUCCUCCAAGGUGUUCAUGGACCGUGCCACCAACCAGAGCAAGUGUUUUGGUUUUGUAAGCUUUGACAACCCAUCCAGUGCACAGACUGCUAUCCAGGCCAUGAAUGGCUUCCAGAUUGGCAUGAAACGUUUGAAGGUCCAAUUGAAACGACCCAAGGAUGCUAACCACCCCUACUGA
This is a messenger RNA of Indicator indicator, 1485 nucleotides long. RefSeq names its product CUGBP Elav-like family member 5 (gene CELF5). The transcript has 12 exons. Gene Ontology annotation, cellular component: cytoplasm; nucleus; ribonucleoprotein complex. Lineage: Eukaryota; Metazoa; Chordata; Aves; Piciformes; Indicatoridae. Bases 1 to 1485 code for a protein of 494 amino acids. Gene Ontology annotation, molecular function: mRNA binding. The record is from RefSeq and is a predicted model, not a curated record. Gene Ontology annotation, biological process: regulation of alternative mRNA splicing, via spliceosome; mRNA splice site recognition.